This is a messenger RNA of Aphis gossypii (cotton aphid), 490 nucleotides long. RefSeq names its product reactive oxygen species modulator 1. Gene Ontology annotation, biological process: protein import into mitochondrial matrix; protein insertion into mitochondrial inner membrane. Gene Ontology annotation, cellular component: TIM23 mitochondrial import inner membrane translocase complex. The coding region runs from base 136 to 381 and encodes 81 amino acids. The record is from RefSeq and is a predicted model, not a curated record. NCBI's taxonomy places the organism in Eukaryota, Metazoa, Arthropoda, Insecta, Hemiptera, Aphididae. The transcript is spliced from 2 exons.
UAAAAUGUGUGAUAAUAUUAAAAGUAAAAAAAAAACUGCAUGGAAAUUUUAACAACGUACGACUAAGAAAGUCAUUCCUCAUUACUCAUUUUGAUUACUGUUAAUUUUGAAACUUCGAAAUCGUAAAACGAAAAAAUGCCAGUUCCGAGUACAAGUCUUUACGGAGGUCAAGGUAAACCCUCGUGUUACGACAGAGUAUCGACUUCGUUUAUGAUGGGUGCCACCAUCGGAAUAACUUUGGGAAUUUUAUUCGGUGGUAUAGGAGGCUUGAGGUCAGGGUUCAGGGGCCGAGAGCUGAUUUCCAGUAUGGGCAAAACUAUGCUGCAGAGUGGCGGAACAUUUGGCACAUUUAUGGGUGUUGGUGCUGCCCUUAGAUGUUGAUUAAUAGUUUAUUAUUUAUUAUUAGAUAUGUUUCUUUUUUUAAUACUAUAUUUAUGUAAAAUUUAAUUUCUUAUGUCAACUACAAUAAAUAAUACAUUUUUAUUUAGUA